GUAUCAGAAGGUAAGCUGUAGAACACCAUGUGUGCUUUUUUAAAUUAUUUAUUAUGUAUGAAAGUAAUGAAACUUUAUUUAAAAUUUUAUGUUGCCAAUUCGUUGCAAGGGAUAAUGGAGAUUAUUCUAUGUAUCAAAACAAUCCAGAUAAGCUUGUAGAGUGGUCAUUAGUUGAAGAAAUAGUAUGUGCAGAUUUUCUGUGAGAUAGUCUGUCACAUUGGGAAAACGUUUAACAUGUCAUGAUGCCAUCUUGCCCAAUUUGUCUUCACAUUUCAACUGCUGCAAAGAUGUGUGGACAUGUUUAUUGCUCUCCCGGCAUUCUACAUUAUUCGGCUUUAACUGAUAAAUCUUGGCAAAAAUGUCCUAUUUGUUUUGAAGCAGUGCAGAAAAUUGAUUUAAAAGGAAUGUUCUAGGUGAUUCCAGAAAUUACUUAUGGCUGGUCAGAAGGAAGUCUUUUCUGUCAUUGAAAGAGAGAGAGCUGCUUAUGAAAUGGACACUCCAGUGGCUUGCUUUAUGGAAUCUGCCUUUACUCUACUUCAUGAAAGGGAUAUUGCUUUAAACCAGAAUGUAGAUCAACUUAAGGAGCUCAUUUAUAGAAGCAAUGGUAAUGUACCAGAGAGAAAACAUCUUAUUUCAACAAGUUCAACUGAGUCUUAUGAAGAAUUACAUGAAACUGAAGAUGGGCAACACAUUUGUAUUCACAACAUAAAUGUAAAGAUGUUGUUAAAAGAAUAUGGCUCCUUGGAAUUUGCUCCUGAGACAAUUACAACUAAACUUGUUGAAGUUGAAAGAGUCGCCAUGACUGAAGUAAGUAAUCCGCUUGUUUUAAACUUCCUUCUUCUAAAGCUUUUUCGCUGAAUAAAAUUUUACACCAUAUUUCAUGCAUUCAUACGGGUUCUUCGGAAAAGGUUGAGAUAUCUUUAACAUUUGCUGUUAACCUGCAAAUUCCAUAUUGCAGAAUUCAAUUUUUCUUCUGUCGUCUCAAAAGAGACUAUGUCU
Molecule: messenger RNA, 999 nt
Organism: Parasteatoda tepidariorum (common house spider)
Lineage: Eukaryota; Metazoa; Arthropoda; Arachnida; Araneae; Theridiidae
Source: RefSeq, a predicted model, not a curated record